AUGGAUGGGCCACGAGCGGGGCAGGAUGCCAUGAGGAACUGCACUGACCACGAGUACUGGGACACCCUCGUUGCGCAGUGCAUCCCCUGCAGCCUGGCCUGCAGGCAGUCCCUGGCCAGGAAGUGUGAUGCUGUGUGUGAGUCCAUGGACUGCAACAACAGACCGGGAUUUUACUACGAUGAUCUGGUGAAGAGCUGCAUCAGGUGCAGCUCGGUGUGCGGGCAGCACCCCCGGGAAUGUGCCCCGUCCUGCGAGCCCACGCCCGCGGCCGUGCUGGAGCCGGAGCCGUGCGCGGAGCAGGAGCCGUGGCUGGCGCUGUGGCUGCUGCUCGGGCUGUGCCUCGCCAGCCUGGGCUGCUCCCUGCUCCUGGGCUGGAGCCACCUGCGCAGGAGGGCAGAGCCCGGACACUGCCAGCCCAGCGCCCCCUGCCACUGCCGGGAGGACCCUGCCAAAGAUGGGCUGGUGGAAGCCGCCAGCGUUGCUGAGGGAUUCACCAGCAUCAGAAUCCCAGAGCCAGUGGAAACCUGUGGCUUCUGCUUCCCUGGACAUGGCUCUGCUGUCCAAGAGACCAAACCGUGUGCCAGCAGCUCGGGCCACGCUGGGGACGGGGCUGCUCCCUCCUUCUCGGGGAUCUGCAGCACGGGCAGCGCCGGGGCCCUGCCCAGCCCUGAGGACGGCCACUUCAAAAUCAUCUGCUCUCCUGCCCAGGAGAAAACACCCAUGGUGUGAGCACAGAGGGGCUCCAGCACGGGAUCACAGUGGGGGGAUGCUCUCCUGCCCCCAAACCAAAGCUGCUUCACCCUCUGUUGCCUGGCACAGCCUCUGCCCAGCCCGGGCUGCAGGACACAGGGCUGGAGGCUGCACAGAGCUGUUUGCUUCCACUCAGGAAAACAAAUUCCCAUUUUUCUUGUGCACUCCCAGUGAGAGAAGUCACUUCCCAUGUGGCAGCAUCUGACUUGAUCCUCCAGCUUGACCUGGGUGCAUCCCAGCCCUUGGGGACAUCUCCUGGGGGCUUUUCCUCCUGGUUCCACCACCAGCAUCCCUGCAAAGGAUCCCUGCUCUCCUCUCCCUGCAGAUUCCUUCAUCAAUCAGAACAAUGUUCAGCACAGCUGAAGACAUCUCAAAUGUGGAAUUGGAUCCAAGGAUUUACUGGUGAAAUUGAUAAGGAGCCAGUGUGGGAAGCUCCAGUGCCAGUUCCCAGCCAUGGGUGAUGGUGAGGCUUUGCCUCAGGACCAGGACACGAUGCUGCACAUGAGGAGCUGGGACAGGCACCAAAACCCUCAGUGGAACUGGGUUUAAAUAUGAAAAUUCAUCCAAGGCUGAGAACUUUCUACAAGACUGGAUUUAUGUAUAUCUGACCUGGGUUAUUCUGAAGAGCUGGUAAAAGUGAGGAAUCAGCUGGAGAUAAAGCUGCUUUGAGAGAAUAUUUUUAUCUAACCUGGCUUUGAAAGCUA
Molecule: messenger RNA, 1454 nt
Organism: Zonotrichia leucophrys gambelii
Lineage: Eukaryota; Metazoa; Chordata; Aves; Passeriformes; Passerellidae
Gene: TNFRSF13B
Product: TNF receptor superfamily member 13B
Exons: 4
Coding region: 1-729 (242 amino acids)
Biological process (GO): hematopoietic progenitor cell differentiation; negative regulation of B cell proliferation; B cell homeostasis
Cellular component (GO): plasma membrane
Molecular function (GO): protein binding
Source: RefSeq, a predicted model, not a curated record